CGUGACGGCUUCCGUAUUGACCCACGUUGUCGCGUUGCUUCUCAGCAGACACAAUUAUUUGCCGAUAAAAGUUGUUUUUAAAUACUCAUCAUGAGGCCGUUAACAGACGAAGAGACGCAAACCAUGUUUGAGAAGCUGUCGAAAUACAUCGGUGAAAACAUAAAACUACUAGUGGACCGACCUGACGGUACCUACUGUUUCAGGUUGCACAAUGAUCGUGUUUACUACAUGAGUGAGAAAAUUCUGAAGUUGGCCACAAACUUUUCCCGGGAAAAGCUCGUUUCAGUGGGAACGUGUUUUGGAAAGUUCACAAAGACCAGCAAGUUCCGCCUGCACAUCACAGCUUUGGAUUUUCUGGCGCCCUAUGCAAAGUUCAAGGUAUGGGUGAAGCCUGGAGCAGAGCAGUCUUUCCUGUAUGGCAACCAUGUGCUAAAAUCUGGGCUUGGGAGAAUCACUGAAAACACAAUGCAGUACCAGGGAGUUGUGGUUUACUCCAUGGCUGACGUGCCCCUGGGUUUUGGAGUUGCAGCCAAGUCUACACAGGAGUGUCGGCGAGUGGACCCUAUGUCCAUUGUAGUGUUCCACCAGGCUGAUGUGGGAGAGUUCAUCAGGAAUGAAGACACAUUAACAUAAAGAUGCAUCAACAACUGGACUGUCAAAUCUCCCUCUUUUCUUUACAACCCUCAGACCAGUAACAGUCACUGAAAUGCACACCCAGAACAGCUGUUUUCUUUUAACAUUGAAGUGGUUGAUCUAAGUGCCUGGUUCAUGGGCAUUUCAAUAGGAGAUGUUAGAACUGGCCCAGAUUUCCUAAUCAGUCGAGGGACUGAAACAAAGACCUGUAUUGAUUCGCCUUUGGAUACUGUUAAUGUGUCAUCUUCAGGAUUGCUUUGUGAGAGUCUUAUUAUUCCAUUUGUCAAAAUGAAGCAGAAUGCUUGUGUUUCUUGUAAAUGCCAUCUCUCAAAUAAACCCAUCAUGUCUUUGUAUUUA
Lates calcarifer (barramundi perch) is the source of this 990-nucleotide messenger RNA. It is a transcript of the gene nip7, whose product is annotated as NIP7 nucleolar pre-rRNA processing protein. The record is from RefSeq and is a predicted model, not a curated record. Gene Ontology annotation, molecular function: RNA binding. Bases 91 to 633 code for a protein of 180 amino acids. Gene Ontology annotation, biological process: ribosome assembly; ribosomal large subunit biogenesis. Lineage: Eukaryota; Metazoa; Chordata; Actinopteri; Centropomidae. The transcript is spliced from 5 exons. Gene Ontology annotation, cellular component: nucleolus; nucleus; preribosome, large subunit precursor.